Molecule: messenger RNA, 3435 nt
Organism: Bactrocera dorsalis (oriental fruit fly)
Lineage: Eukaryota; Metazoa; Arthropoda; Insecta; Diptera; Tephritidae
Exons: 10
Coding region: 423-1658 (411 amino acids)
Source: RefSeq, a predicted model, not a curated record
CGAGACUGUCGAGUGGAAAGGUUAACAAACACGGAUAAAACGACUCAAACACCACAGCAACGAAUCGUUGUUGGAAACGUGAAAAAAAUUGUUACUGAACAACAAGUGUUGACUGAGAUUUAAUUCUAAUAAAUAUUGUUGGUGUCUAUAAAAGUACGAAACUAUUUUUUUCGUGUGCGACAACAUUCAAAAUCAAACGGUAGCGGUAAUUGCAAGCGACAGCAAGUGGGCAGCGCUUCAUGCAUUAGUGAAAAAGAAAAAAUAUUUUUAAAUACCAAAAGCAAAAAACAAUAACAUAAAAUUAAAUUUCGCAAGUGAAGUGCCGCGCAAGCGUAGAGUGUAAAUUCUAGCAGAUUUCCAGCCAGCAAAGGCACAGUGAAAGCAAACCUCUUUGUAAACAAAAGACUUAAGCGCCGAACGCGAUGACCACACAAGCGCACACAACGCCGAAGUUGAGCGCAGCAAGGAGCCAGCUGCUCGCGGCCUUGCUAAUAUUCGCCAGUCUGCUGGUCAGCCAGGUGGCAACACAAGAAGUAUCGACACAAAAUGAAUUUGCGCCACGCGUAACGGCGACAUGCAAAUCGGGCACAAUGAAUAUCAAAGUGAAAUUCAACGGUCCCUACACGGGUGCAGUGCAUGCGCGCGAUCAUCGCAAUGCGGCCUGCAUGGCCAUGGGCGACGGCUCCGAUGCGGUGGGCUUCAGCAUAAAUCUGUUGGCGAAGCAGGGUGCGCCCGAUUACUGCGGCGUGUUGGUCAGCAACCGUACCGAGGAGCGUUCGAUACAGCUGGCGGUGCGUGUACACAAAACGCUGGAAUUGGCGGAUGAUAAAUUUUAUGUGAUCACAUGCGGCAAAUCUGGUUUUGGACGCGAUGACAACUCUCAUGUAAUUUUGAAGUUCUUCGACAAUGAGCGCCGCGUACGCGAAACGGUUUAUGGACACGAGUAUAAAAUACGCGCAGAAUUAACGAAGCCAAAUGGCACCUAUGGCGUACGCGUGGCCAACUGUUUUGCGUUUGACAAGAAGAAUGUUACCAUUCAGUUGAUCGAUGAGAGAGGCUGCCCGAAGGAUGAUAACAUCAUUUCCCGUUUUGUGCCAAGCGCGGAUGGACACAGCGCAGAAGCGACACUUAAGUCUAUGUUCAAGUUCCCAGAAGACUCUGAGGUGCACUUGCAGUGCGAUGUGAUUCAAUGUUAUGGACGUUGCAUGGAUGAUGAAGAUUGCAAACAAAUCGCUUUGGCUGGUGCGGGUGCGGUUGGUUUUAGCAAAGGUGGCAACGCUAAAUUGGGUCCAAAUGAAGAGGGUUCCUUAGCGGGCACCACUGUGUUUGUGCUGGAUCCUUCGCAGGCGCCAUUGGUCACCAGCACAUGUGAGGACACCAUCAACCCACCAUGGCUGCUCUGGCUGGCCAUUACUCUCGGCGUACUCUUCCUCAUCAUGUUGUUGAUGAACAUUUUCCUUUGCACCGCGAUGAGUUGUAGUUGUGCGAACACAGAGAUCAUCGAAAAAGAACCAUCUAUCAUUGAAGAAUACGAUCCGUACAGAAGUUGGCACGGUAGCCAGUAUGGAUCGCGUUACUCACUGCAUGGGCGUGAUGCGCAUAAAGGCUACACAAGCGGUGGCUCGACGAUACACUCGAAUAGGUCUGAUAGAUACUAAGUUCGCUCAAAGAACCAUUUAUUUUUACAAAAACAAAAUUACAACAAAAACAAAAUAAUAAUGCAUUAAAUUAUGUAUGUAUAUGUUUAUGUGCUAGUAUGUGUUAGAUAACACGAGCAGACAAAGGCAACAACAAAAUCAACAAAAACAAAACAACGAGGAGUUGACAAGUGCAUGCCAGAACACAAAUUUCAAAAAUUUCGGAAAUUUAAAAAAAAAAUUAAUUAACUUUAUUUUUUUGUUUUGAUAAUUUUUAUUUUAAUGGUUUUUUUAUAUAUAUUUUUUGGAAAUUUUGAAAAAAAAUUAAGUUUUGCUUUUUUAAAUGAUUUUUUUUUUAAUAGUUCUUUUUUAUAAUUUUUUUUAAAUAAUUAUUUAUUAUUAAACUGUAUUUAAUUUUUUUUUAAGUUUUUUAUUUAUUUUUAAAUAUAUUUAUUUCAUUUUUUUCUGCAAAUUUUGAAAAACAAAUUAAGUAACUUGUAUUCAUAUUUUUUUUAUAUAAAUAAUUAUUUAUUAUUUAACUGUGUUUAAUUUUUUUGUUUUUAUAUUUUUUCAUAUCGUUUUUGUAUUAUUUUUAACAAUUUGUUUGUUUUUUUUUAAUUUUUAAAAUUUUUUUUUUCAUUUUUAAUUUAUAAUUUAUUGUUAUUAAAAAAUUGUCACUGCCAUUUGGGCCACCGACAAGCAACACAUAUACGAAAUACCACAGAGUACAGUGAAUACUACAAAAUCAAAUACGCCACAAUGUAUGUUUAGUUGUAUGUGUAUGUGGAUGUGUUAAUAAUGAUGUAAUAUGUAACUGUUUAACAACUACCAUAAUUUUAGAGUACAAAUACUAAUGUAAAAUCAAAACAAGAAAUCUGGCAACUAUUAAGAGUUGUGCUGUAACUAACCAACGGGCACAUAUUUGAAUAUUUUUCACUCAAAUUGUUUUCGCUCAAAAUAGUUUACACUCAAAAUGUAACUAUAGCUAUAAUGUACACAAAACUUUCUGCAACUCAACUCGAAAAAACUGUAAUUUUUCCAUAUUUGUUAGUAAAUUAUAUUUUAUUUCUAAUUUUAUUUUUAAACUCGUAAAAAAAUAUUAUACUAAAGUGGUAGACACACUUUACACGCCCACUGUACUGUCACUCAAUUAUUUGUUUCACUUGUCCAUUACUAAAACUGUCUGUUAACAAUUUUGUUUUUACUCCUUGAAAACUUUGUGCGAACAAUUUACAAUAACAACAAAUAGUUCUUUUAAAAAUUGUGUAUUCUUGAAGGUCGAUUCCCAUUGAUAACGACAAUUACGCAAUUGUACAUUCACGUCCCGGCUCUAGACAAACCGGACACGCGCAAGGACACCGCUCCCGCGGACCACCCAGUAAUAUGUAACACAAAUAAUGAAAAUAAUAAUUAUUAUAAUGCUAAUAACACUUACUAUUAAGUACAAUUCUAAGAUUUUUUGUUGGAAAGUAAAAUUAAUUACUUAAAAAAAUCAAAGAAAAUUGUAAAUAAGCUAGUUUCAGCGCUCUAACCUCAAACUCUACACACGCAUUCAUUUUGGCCUUGAACGCUUUACGAUAUUAACGAGUGCACUCAAGCUUUACGGAGCGGCAACGCUCUCAAUGCUUUGAGUGUGAAUUAAUUUUCAUCCAAAAACAAUUAAAAGCAACUUAAACCCCGUUACUUUUCCAUAUUAAUAAUACAUUUUCGAAAUUCAAACUUUUGCACUGCACUAUAACUUCUAUGUCCUCGAAAAAUAGCAAAAAAAAAAACAAAUAAACUCAAAUCUGUCUCAAUA